Medicago truncatula (barrel medic) is the source of this 515-nucleotide messenger RNA. RefSeq names its product early nodulin-like protein 1. Gene Ontology annotation, cellular component: plasma membrane. Lineage: Eukaryota; Viridiplantae; Streptophyta; Magnoliopsida; Fabales; Fabaceae. The record is from RefSeq and is a predicted model, not a curated record. Gene Ontology annotation, molecular function: electron transfer activity.
AAUCAGAAAAAGUCACCAUGGUUGUGUUCUCAAGAACUGCUUCUGCUUCUCUAUUGUUCUUGUUCCUUCUCUUUGGUUUCUCUGCAGCUAAGGAACUAUUGGUUGGAGGCAAGAUAGAUGCAUGGAAGGUUCCAUCUUCUGAAGCAGACUCACUCAAUCAAUGGGCAGAAAAGUCUCGUUUCAAAGUCAGUGAUCAUCUUGUAUGGAAAUAUGAUGGUGGGAAAGACUUAGUUUUGCAAGUAAACAAAGAAGAUUAUGCUAAUUGCAACAGCUCAACCCCCAUUGAACAGUACAAUGAUGGGAACACGAAGGUGAAGCUAGACAGACCUGGACCAUUUUAUUUCAUCAGUGGAGCAAAGGGUCACUGUGAGCAGGGACAAAAGCUCAUUGUGGUGGUUAUGUCUCCAAAGAAAAGAUCCAUUGGAGUUUCACCUGCACCAUCUCCAGCAGAGUUGGAAGAAGGUCCGGCUGUUGCACCAACUAACAGUGCGCCAGUGUUGCGAACUGGAUUGUGA